AUGCAUUCCAAAAUCGCUGCUUUCCUCCUUCCUCUGCUCGCCACUGCGACGCCAGUGAAGCGGGCUGAUGGACCCAACCCCAAUGAUAUUACCAUCUCGGAUACUACCUACUCUGGCAAUGGAUGUCCCCAGGGCUCCGUCUCUACGAGCAAGUCGGCCGACAAGACUGUCAUAACCUACGGCUUCGACAAAUUCCAAGCCUACAUCGGCCCGGGCACCGUCCCCUCGGACCGCUCCAAAAACUGCCAAAUCCACCUAAACCUCCGCUACCCAGGCGGAUUCCAAUACGCCGUGGUCGACGCCACCUACCACGGAUGGGCGCGCCUCGACGACGGCGUAAACGGCACCUUCAUCACGACCUACUACUUCAGCGAGGACGCCGGCAAAACGCAAACAACGCGCAUGUCCGUCUCGGGCGGUGGCGCCUUCGCCAACGGCCUCGUCUACACCAAGCAAGAUAGUGUGGAGACGACGGCGACGAUUUGGAGCCCGUGCGGCGCAAAUGGGAUACUGAAUGUUAAUAACCGUAUUGCGCUUACGAGUAAGAAUGCGAAUGCCGCGGGUGAAAUGAGUAAUGAUGAUGCGACCGUCGCGUUUACGCAUCAGUUGCAUGUUGCGUGGAGGGAGUGCAAGGUUGCGAAUGCAGCGGGUGCGGCGACGGCGGGUGAUUCGAUUGGUAUUGGAAGCCCGAAUGCUGAGCUUGAAUUUGCGUAG
This is a messenger RNA of Bipolaris victoriae FI3, 714 nucleotides long. RefSeq lists its product as hypothetical. Bases 1 to 714 code for a protein of 237 amino acids. The transcript has 2 exons. Lineage: Eukaryota; Fungi; Ascomycota; Dothideomycetes; Pleosporales; Pleosporaceae. The record is from RefSeq and is a predicted model, not a curated record.